GUCAAUUAUACAACACCCCAGCUCUAUGCAGCUCACUCCUCUCCUCUCCUCUCCUCAUCUCGUCUGUGAGCUGGGAGCCUACUACUACAGCUGGUGGCUCCACAUGCGGCGCUCACCGGGCACACCGGCUCCAGUCUGUAGGCAUGUCGGCAGCCGGUGACUCUGACGGGACGGUGGACAAGCCAGCAGAUCCCGCUGCAGAGGAGGAAGGCCCAAGCCAAGCUGGCCCCUCGCUGUCAGCUGUCGAGCUGCCAAGGAAACGAAAGGGAGAUGUGGAGGAGAGGUCACACACCCAUGUACAGCAGAGCGAUGACUUCCAAAUGGACAGUGACCUCAGCAGAUCUGGAGGGGAGGAUCAGCAAGUCAAAAUGAAAUGCUUCAGGGAGCCUCACCGACAGAUUGAGAAGCGGAGGAGGGAUAAAAUGAACACCCUCAUUGACGAGCUGUCCGCCAUGAUCCCUGCCUGUCAGCCCAUGGCUCGGAAACUUGACAAACUCACUGUACUGCGGAAGGCAGUGCAACACCUGAAAGCCCUCAAAGCUGGGACAAGCAGCGCCUUUACAGACACCGCAUACAAGCCUUCCAUCCUGCCUCAUGAUGACAUCAGGCAGCUUCUGCUCAGGGCUGCGGACGGUUUCCUGUUAGUUGUAAGUUGUGACAGGGCUAAAAUCCUGUUCAUCUCUGAGUCCGUCUCCAAGAUCCUCAACUUUAACCGGGUGGAGCUGACCGGGCAGAGCUUGUUUGAUUUCAUCCACCCCAAAGACAUCAACAAGUUGAAGGAACAGCUGUCAUCUUCGGAGAACACACGCCAACGCCUCAUUGAUGCUGCAACUGGUGUUCAAGUCCAGGUGGAUUCCCCCGUCAGGCCUCCCCACUUUUCCACUGGAGCUCGGAGAUCCUUCUUCUGUCGGAUGAAGCACAGUCGGGUAUCAGGGAAGCAAGGGGACAAACACUCACUGCCCAGUACUUCCAAAAAGAAAGACACUUACAGAUACUGUACCCUCCACUGCACUGGAUACAUGCGGAGCUGGCCCAGCAGCCAGCUGGAAUCAGAGGGUGACACUGAGAAGGAAACUUCAAGCCUGACCUGCCUGGUGACGGUGUGCCGCCUCCUCACUCAGGUGUCCCAUCAGCCGUCCAAAGAAAUCAGCGUUAAGCCCUCUGAGUUUAUUACCCGCUGUGCCAUUGAUGGCAAGUUCACUUUUGUAGAACAACAAGCCACAACAGUUAUCGGUUACUUGCCGCAGGAAGUUCUCGGCACAUCGUGUUAUGAGUACUUCCACCAGGACGACCUGCAGCACCUUGCAGAGAAACACAGGCAAGUUCUUCGAAGCAAAGAGAAGAUUGAGACACAGUGCUACAGGUUCAAAACAAAACAUGGCUGCUAUGUUUCACUCCAAAGUCAGUGGUUUAGUUUCACAAAUCCAUGGACCAAAGAAGUUGAGUUUAUCGUGUCUUUAAACAGGGUUCUCUCCAGGGGGCCUAGUUCUACAAAAGAUGAGGAGGCAGGCAGCUCAAAAGCACUUCAGGAAGACACAAAGCAACUACCCAUAAUUCCUGGCCUUUCCAGUGGUGUGGGCACAAUGAUCUACGCAGGCAGCAUAGGGACCCAAAUCGCAAAUGAGCUCAUCGACUCUUACAGCAGGAUGAACUCCUCUCCAUCAAGCGGAGCUUCCAGUCCGUUUGGCCCAGCCCAGGAGAAAUUUCCACUGGUUUCCCCACAAACCAGCACGAGUGCGUCCAGCAGAGAGGAGGCAGCAGGCAGUUCAUCACAGUCCCAGUCUGACUCGAGGACAGCAGCCGGCCCCAGCAGUGCAACUUCUGAAAGUUCAGGCGAGCCAUCUCAGCUGGAAUUGGACAGCAUGGUGGUGCCAGGCCUCAGCAGCUUCAGCAGCGACGAGGCAGCCAUGGCGGUCAUCAUGAGCAUGCUGGAGACGGAUGCAAACAUGGGUCAAUCAGGGGACUUUGACGACUUACACUGGCCUUUCUAGAGAGCGCAUAGACUCCAAGCUCUCACGUGCUUUUUGUGCCAUUUUCUUGCCGAGAUCUCGGCCGUUCAGUCCUUCAUUCUGUGGCUGACCGAGCUGGCCUUGCACAAUUGAACCCACUGGACUCGUUCCAAAGGCUGCAACAUGUCAUACUUGAGGAAGCCUCAAGAAGGAGUUUGUAGAAAUAAUUGUUACUGUGAUUACCUUCUUGGUCCCCCCUGGCUCUUGCCUGAAGGAAUGUGAGAGCCUGUGGUAAUUCAGUGUCUUCUUCGGUGACACUUCAGCAACCUCAAAGGGGCGUAAACCCAGACAGCAGAGUGACUUUUCUGUUCGCUCUUCUUGCCCCCAUGAGUGACUGAGGUCUGGAGGAGAAUCAGACUCCUGCCAUGUGCAGUGCUGCUAGAGAAACUCCAUUGACAUUUGCAAAACCUUCGGUACCCAGUGAUGACUUACAUGUUUUUCAUAACAUGCUCUGAUUGUUCCAUUUUUUACUGUUUUUUAAAGCACCCCUUCAGAUACAUUUUAAGUCAUGUAAAAAAUAAUGUUCAUCCGAUACUGUGUCCGAUAAAUUCAGAAAAAAGCUAAAAAGAACGUUUACCACUUCUCCCCUUUAUUAAGAAUUGCAGACUCAUUGAAUAUGCAAAUAUGGAGAUGCCUCAGGCAUCACACCACACUCUUACAGAGGAUUGUGGCUCCCACAGCCACAGAAAGCUAGUCUCUUAAAAGAAGUCCAGAUGAUUCUAAUUGUGUCAGUCGUGUUCAGAAAUGAUUCAAAUAGUAAGUCUGAUUAUGUCAACACACAGCAGCUGUCAACUUUUACCGAAGUGGCCAUGCAACUCUCAUACACUACAACAGGGGUAGAAUCAUCACAUGAUCAGAGCACAUAAGCUCAGCUGAGUCUAACAAGAUAUGCUGGGUGUUUGCACAUUAUCAAAGCUGUAGUUGGAAACUUUUUUGAAGCAAUUUUUCUGUCAUAUUUGCUGAAAGUGUCACCAUAUCCACACAAAAGUACACGAGACAGAUAAUCUGUGAAAAAUGUUUUCAGAAGCAUUUUAGUGUACUGUUUAGCUGUAAAAUGAGAAAAUUUGCUCCGGCAUGUGGGUGGUGCCUGGGGCUUUAUUUGAUUGUUUAAAACAUGGUCACAAACUGUCUCAUUUUACAGCUAAACACUAACAUAUUCCUGAAACACAUUCCUGAAAACAUUUUAGGCAAGAAAUGGGCAAUGCAGUAGCAGAAUCUUGAUUCAUAUUUGAUCAAUGCCGCCCAAUUGACAGUUUGACCACUGAUAAUGGACAACAGAGUCCUCGGCUCUGACUGGUCUUUCCAUGAGCUGCAGUAGGCUCUAGCAAAUGCCAUUAGAGGCAAUAAGAGGAGGAGGACGGGCAUAAUUGUUUUCACAUACUACUUUUCUGUGUCUCAGAUCAAAUGCCUUUGCACUUGCUAUUUUUAGAUCAUAACUGCACUCACACUGAGAAGUAUGGCAAAAUGCAGUACACUGUGAGUACCCAUAUGGUGCAUUGAAAUCAGUCAAAAAGUUUAGUGUGGUACAUUGGACACUUUUCACCCUCAGUGGUCAUCAUGUUGCUCACCACAAACACAUUUCAAACUUAUGAAAUGUUGACCAACUACCGCGGUGAACACUGAAGCAUUGCACAAACAUACAUGUGUAUUUUUCACUAACACUUUACUGUUUUUUGAAUAUAAGCCAUCAGUUUGUUUAUUGUGUUAAUCCUGUAAUAAUUUGGUAGCCUACGACACAGCUAGCUAACAGAGGCACAUUUUGUCAUCAGGCACUGACAUUACUUGUGUUGUGGAGUAAGCUAUAAGAUCUAUGGGCGUAAUUUACGUUUGGUGUUUAUGCAUGUUAAGUUGUCGUUUUCACUGUUGAAGAUUUCAGUAUUACAUUUGUGGUCAGAAGCAUGACAAGUUGUAAAUAUUUUGCAAAAUAUGGCAGCUAUCAUUAACUUGGUAGAUCAGCUGGUGAUAGAGCCAGCCAGUAUCAGCCAUGGAUGUUCAUAGAUAUAGAAAUGUGCCAUGAAAGCACAUUUAUUUUUGAAAUAAUAAAUAAAUACAAAAAAGUCAGGUGAGCAAUGGCAGCUCAACGUGUAUUUUGGCAAAUGACAACUGUUUGACAAAUUUUGGUGAAAAUGCUCAAAAGGUUGCCAUAUCUUGCGAUCGUCAUUUCUAUUAAGUGUGCAAUGGCCAUGUUUGAUUUGAGACACUACUACCUUGGCAAAUUUUGCGUGCAUAGUGUACACAGUGUACUGCAUGUGAGUGUAGCCUACCUUGGACGUAUCCGAUUUCUCACACAGCGUCUGUCUCAGUAAGUACUGUGUGGAUGUAGUCAUGGUUUCAGCACAUACAACAGAGUUUUGUUCAAGUUACCAACUGUAGCAUUAAAGAAUUAUUGGACUUUGAACCAUCAGAAAAUACUGUGACAAAAAGUUUUUGCACCUAAAUUACAUGAGGCCGCCAACAUGUAAUGUCGGAUUUUACCAACUAGCUAAUAACAGCUAUUCGCAAUGACUGCUAACACUAUCAAAAACUACCAGAGUUGUGUUUCAUGGCCAAAGCUUUACUUUGGGACUGUUUUUGAUUAAAUGAAUACUUGAAUAUUGACUCAUGUUUACAGUUUUAGUCCCAGGAUAAAUAGUUGGCGUGGCAACAGGCUCUACAUUCACCUUUCUUAAAUCAAAACUCACAAAUACAACCCAGUGCUGUCUAUGAGGUAAAGAGAAGGAAGCUGAAACUAAAUGAUACAUCUUUAGUUUCAAAAGGUUAACUGCUUGUUGCAACCUUUGCCGAAAGGUAAUUUUUUUGGAUGUAUUGAAGGUUUCCCGUUCCCAUGUUGCACUUACAUAAUUUGCAUAAUAAUUAGAUACCAGUUAUGCUGUCACAAAUCAAUUUAUUAUGUACAAAGACAAUUCCUGCUUUAGCUAAGGAAAGUAGGUGAAAACCACUCUUGUUAAGUCCAAAAUAUCUAUUUCCAUAGAGGAAAACACAUUUUUGAAAUGAGGGGUCUGGGAGUAUUUCUCCAUAAGGUUUUCAUAUUGAAUGUGAACUAAAGGACUGAGCCCUGGUAUGUAUAGGCUGUCUUUUUACAUAUCUCAUAUUAACUGUGCUCCAGACAGCUCUGUAAAGGUAAUCCAGUGAACUCCAGUGAAACAUGGAAGGUCUUACGUGGUUGGGGGAAUGCUUUCCAGUGUUAACAAGGGACAAGCCAACACAUUAUUAGACCAGAGUUUAUUACUGUUGUGUCAUGUCUAAUAUGCCCAUCCUGCUUUGCCCUUCCUGUUGCCCCAAAAUAGUAUAUGAACAGCCCAACACUGCACAAAAAUUAGCCAUAGAAUUUGUGAUGCCACGGAGACAGUAUUGUUGCAGAUGAUCUAUUUCUGAAUGUCCCAUUACCAAAAUGGCCCCUGGUAAAAGAAAACCCCACAUUCUGGAUCAAUUUAGUUGUUUGGUGGCUUUUUUGGGUGUCAUUUUGAAAUCAAAGAGCUAAAAAACUGGUUGAGGUCUCAGUAAGGGGUGUGGCCACAAUCAUGAAUGAUCACAUUAUUUAUUUUCUUAUGGCCUAACUUCAAAUGAGGGAUGUAAGUUCACUGAAACAGUAAAUGAGAUUUGAUGAAAGAAUAACCCCUGAAAUGUACUGUAGACUGAUAUUAACAGAGUAUGUGGGGGUGGAUUUUACUUUAAACACAGUAACUGGCCUUCGUGCUGCACCUGUUAUAUCACUGAUUCCUCUAAUCUUGAAAGCAUAAUGUGAUUGUGACGCCUUGAACACAUGUUGUUUCUGACAGGAUUCAAUUGUAAAUUGACCGUUAUGUGCUGUCUUUGGCUUUAUAAGCAAAACUGUUGGACAAUAUUUGCAGUUGCCAUCAGUGCCAUUUGAAAUGGACACUAAAGCCUGUUUAACAUGCCCUGCUAUCAUAAGACAAAAUGUCUGAUAUUUCUAUGUGCAAAUUGUUGUUGAUGUAUUUGCUGUAAGAGGAUGGAGGUUGAAGUCUUUCAAAGUAAAGCAUUUUUUCAUA
Messenger RNA from Epinephelus fuscoguttatus (brown-marbled grouper), 6019 nucleotides. RefSeq names its product aryl hydrocarbon receptor nuclear translocator-like protein 2. NCBI's taxonomy places the organism in Eukaryota, Metazoa, Chordata, Actinopteri, Perciformes, Serranidae. Gene Ontology annotation, cellular component: transcription regulator complex; aryl hydrocarbon receptor complex; cytoplasm. Gene Ontology annotation, biological process: regulation of transcription by RNA polymerase II. The transcript is spliced from 17 exons. The record is from RefSeq and is a predicted model, not a curated record. Gene Ontology annotation, molecular function: DNA-binding transcription factor activity, RNA polymerase II-specific; RNA polymerase II cis-regulatory region sequence-specific DNA binding; protein dimerization activity. Bases 144 to 1991 code for a protein of 615 amino acids.